Messenger RNA from Trifolium pratense (red clover), 906 nucleotides. Its product is annotated as germin-like protein subfamily 3 member 1. NCBI's taxonomy places the organism in Eukaryota, Viridiplantae, Streptophyta, Magnoliopsida, Fabales, Fabaceae. The transcript has a single exon. Bases 90 to 722 code for a protein of 210 amino acids. Gene Ontology annotation, molecular function: manganese ion binding. The record is from RefSeq and is a predicted model, not a curated record. Gene Ontology annotation, cellular component: cell wall.
AUAUAUCAUUGUUCGAUCAGCUCCCACUAGCUUGCAAUACUUUUAUAAUAAAUAGAUUGCCAAUUGCAACUUUUCUAUACAAAUCAAAGAUGAAAAUUAUUCACAUACUUUUCCUUUUCACUCUUCUCUCUUCCACUAUUUCUCAUGCUUCUUAUAUCCAUGAUUUUUGUGUAGGAGAUAUAAUGCAUCCAGAAACCCCAACAGGCUAUCACUGCAUGCCCCUUGAAAACAUCACAUCAGACGAUUUCGUCUUUCACGGUUUUGUAGCCGGAAACACGAACAACUCUUUCAACGCCGCACUUACAUCCGCAUUUGUUACUGAUUUUCCAGGUCUUAACGCACUUGGAAUCUCGGCAGCACGAUUAGACAUAGCCGAAGGUGGAGCAAUUCCAGUGCAUACUCAUCCUAGUGCUACCGAAUUAUUGAUAAUGGUUCAAGGUGAAAUAACCGCUGGAUUUUUUACAACUAGUACGGUUUAUUCUAAGACGUUGAAACCGGGUGAUCUUAUGGUUUUUCCACAAGGAUUGUUGCAUUUUCAAGUUAAUUCUGGUAAGGGAAAAGCUACUGCUUUUCUUACUUUUAGCAGUUCAAAUCCUGGUGCUCAAUUAAUUGAUCUUCUUUUGUUUUCCAAUAAUUUGCCUUCUGAAUUAGUGGCACAAACUACUUUCCUUGAUCUCGCACAAGUGAAGAAGCUAAAGGCUCGUUUUGGUGGGAGAGGGUAGGAAUAUUAUGAUAUAAUAUUAUUGCUUAUGAUAUUAAUCCACUCCUUGACCCUUGUAAUUAAUAAUGUUUGUUCCGUUUCUAGGGAGUUUAACUCAGUUGAUAAGAACAUCGCAUUUUAUCUGUAUGGGUUGAGGUUCGAACCUCAGACACCCCAAUUAUCUAUUUUAUGGGUGAAAUUUCUAA